Trichobilharzia regenti is the source of this 1038-nucleotide messenger RNA. The record is from the annotation of a GenBank genome assembly. Lineage: Eukaryota; Metazoa; Platyhelminthes; Trematoda; Strigeidida; Schistosomatidae.
AUGAUAACUACUGAAGAAGCUAGAACGGUAACACUCAUGUCUUCGAUUAUAUUGAAUCGAGGACAAUCAUUUGAAUGGGAUGGAGAAAAGAUCAAACCAACUGUUCAUCAUGUCCUAAAUUUCAAUGUUCUUCGAGAUUGUGAAAAUUUGAAACAUUCAAUGUCUGGAACGAGUAAAGGCAAAGCCCAGCUUAUCGAAUUACUGUCGAAUAGAUCUAGUGAACAACGUGUAGCUAUUGUACAACAAUUUAAAUCAAUGUACGGCACAGAUCUCAUGAGUAGAAUUAAAUCAGAAUUUAAAGGAUGUGAACGAGAAUGUCUGCUGGCGUUGUGUCGUACACCAGCUGAAUUAGACGCUUAUGCGCUAUACAGAGCUAUGAAAGGUCGUCGUAAAGAUGUCGAAGUAAUCACAGAGAUUCUUUGUUCAAGAAAUAAACGACAAUUGAAGAAAAUUAGUGAUGAAUAUGCUCAAGCUUAUCCUGGUCAUGAACUUGAAAAAGAUAUAAGAAAUUCAACAAGUCGUCAUCUUCAACAGAUCUGCAUUGCUAUGCUACAGGCGAAACGAGAUGAUGAAGAGAAUUUCAAUAAAGACAAUGUACGUAAUGAUGUGGAUUGUUUACAAAAAGUGAAGUUGCAAAAUCGUAAAUCCAAUGACUCAGAAUUUACGCAUAUCUUGGUAUCACGAUCAUAUUCUCAUUUACGUUUGCUAUUUGAUGAAUAUCCAAAUAUUGGGAAACAAACUAUUGAGGAUAUGCUUAAAUCCGAAGUACGCGGUAGCACACUGGAUGCUUAUCUUUCAAUAAUUCAAUCGAUAAGAAAUAGACCGAAGUAUUUUGCUGAGAAAUUAGUUAAAGUUUUGUCAAAACGUUCACCUGAUCAUAAAACAAUAAUUCGUAUUGUGGUUUCACGUAGUGAACUUGAUAUGGGUGAGGUGAAAAAAGAAUUUCAUAGUAUGACUGGAAAAACGCUGGAGGCAUAUUUUCAUGAUAAAACAAAGGGCGAUUACAGGAAAAUCUUAUUAGCGCUUGUCGGUGCUUAA